This is a messenger RNA of Ixodes scapularis (black-legged tick), 3862 nucleotides long. Its product is annotated as decapping and exoribonuclease protein. Bases 170 to 1360 code for a protein of 396 amino acids. The transcript is spliced from 6 exons. Gene Ontology annotation, molecular function: mRNA 5'-diphosphatase activity. The record is from RefSeq and is a predicted model, not a curated record. NCBI's taxonomy places the organism in Eukaryota, Metazoa, Arthropoda, Arachnida, Ixodida, Ixodidae. Gene Ontology annotation, cellular component: nucleus; cytosol. Gene Ontology annotation, biological process: NAD-cap decapping; nuclear-transcribed mRNA catabolic process.
CAGCCUUGGAGCUAUCAAAUUAUUGUUUUCAUUUGAUCUAAUUAUCUAAUCUUUCCAAUUUUUUCAUUUAAAAAAAUAAAGUAAAAUUGAGGGUGGCGCCAGCUGCCGCCCAAUACGAAGGAUAUAUUUAGCUACUACCGUCCAUCCACUCAUCAAUCCAAGCGUCAAAAUGGCUGUUCAUGCAGACGCUGCGAAAUCGAAUUUACCCGAUUGCGCUCUCUCCGCCGGUGGAGACUUCGUGGCUUCCUUAAACAUCAAUGGCAUCAUCGACGAAACCGAGAAGUUUCCUAGUUUCCGGGAACCGCGGGAGAUCGGUCAGUUCUCCCUGGUGGGCUCCGAGCGCGAGUAUAGGGAAGGCAGCGAUCAGCUCAAGUACCUCCACAUGCCCAGCCAUCGGCACCGUCUCAUGUGGGACCUGAACCGCGGCUACGAGCAGGCCAUCCGCAAGGAGGAGGAGGACAGCCGCGAGAAGCUCGACAACCUACUCAGGUGGAUCAUGGCCAACAAGGCCAAGUUCGCCGUCAACAGUGCCGCGCAGCCAGCGCAGCCGCACGACUCCGCCAGCCUGCACACAGACUUUGUGUGCUACCGGGGCCUGCUGACGAAGCUGGCGUGCACCCCGUACGAGGCCAAGGAGGACUGGCUGGUGGCGGCCACGCUGUUCCGGGGCACCACCUACCUGUACGCCUUCCCCACCGAGGCGGAGAAAGCACGCAACGCCGCCCAGACUCCCCGCCAGGACCGCAUGACCUUCUGGGGGCGCAAGUUCGAGCAGUACAUGGUCACCGGCCAGCCCGGGGUGCCACCCGACACGAACGCCCAGGUGAACGAGCGUGAAGAGUUCUGCGUGGUGGCCCGCUGCCGCCUGGAGGCGCACUCCCUGGUGCUGGGGGCCGAGGUGGACUGCCGCGACCCCCGGGCCACCCCGUCCGCCCACCGGCCGGGCUCCACCUCGGCCUACGUGGAGCUCAAGACCUCCAGGGACUGCCUCAGCGAGCGCCAGUACCAAAGCUUCUGCAGGUUCAAGCUGCUCAAGUGGUGGGCCCAGUCCUUUCUGGUGGGCAUCCCCAGGGUGCUGUGCGGCUUCAGGGACGACGACGGCAAAGUGGGCACCAUCGAGGAGCUGAGCGUGCGCGAGAUGCCACACCGGGCCAAGGGACUGUGGUCAGGAGCCGUCUGCAUGAACUUCUGCAAUCGGAUGCUGUCCUUUAUCAAGAAGUGUGUCACGGAGGACGACCCCAAAGUGGUGCACCUGUUCCGCUUCCUGCCCUCCUCUCGCGACGUGGUCUGCACGAGACUCCCAAAGCCGGGAGACUUCCAAAUCCUGCCUCCCUGGUACCUCGACUCCUUUGGCCUCUGACCAGCGCCACCUGGAGGCUAGAAUUGCAGCCCUGCGAUCGUGUCCAGUGCUCCGUGUUGGUGGGUCCUGCAGAAACCCAGCCGCAGCGUUCCGGCCAAGCAAGUCCAAAGUGCUGUCUGAAAACACUACCGCGCGGCACCUGCAUCGUGGCUACAAGGACAACGAAAAAUCAAUGCGCCGGUUUUUUCGUCUGGUCUCAGCACGUCCACCGCAAAAACGAUCAUUGUCGCGUCGAUUGAGCGUGUUGCAACCUAUUGGUGGGUCAGCCAAAGUCCUGUUGCUGCAUGUUGGGAGUCCUAGCUCUGUUGAACAUCCUUCGUGCACAGCACAAUAAAUGGCAGUUUUAGAGCUGCAUGGCAUGAGCCAGGCGAUUUUACGUUGGAAAUUAAAAAAUAACAGCGGUGAGCAGUUUUCAUGCCGACAACAAAGCGAGGCUCCGCUACACCGCGAAAAUUAACUGCAGGCGAUAUUGCCAGUCAUCUGCUGUCGUAGUUUUCUACACUGCACUGUCGCAGUGCACAAACCUGCAAUCUGCGACAGUGCAGGUUUGAUUUUUCUCGCUGGACAACGGCAGGUUUCAUAAAAAAAUAAAUCUGCAAUCAAUAAUCGUCCAAAGUAGCCCCCGGAACAAGAAGAUGGGAACCUCCGACUUGUCUCACUGUAACUGUGUUUGCAACACCGCAGUGAAGCAUGUGGCAAAUGUUACCACACCAAUCGUUCAUCGCCGCUCCCAACCUCCGUCGAUUGGGGCGCUACCUCUAGCUCUCUUUCUUUUGGCACAAAGCAGUGCCCAGGCUGCGAGGGUUCUGCUCAUGGUUCCUGCCUCUUCCAGCAGAGGGCAAAACAUCCUACAGCGAGGAAAUUGGAAAAAAGUGAUAGCUCGGUGGACCUAGCUUCACUUUUGCUGGGUGCAUUUCGACUGCCCUAACAGCAUGCAAAGAUCAAGCAUUGUUUCUGGAAGUUCAAUACAGAAAGAGAGCAACACCGAAGCACCUUCAAAGACGCAACUUUUAGGCCCAUGGUCCGUCGCAGAACAGGAAGACCUGUGGGGGAGGAAUCUCGAAGCACGGUGAAGGGCAAGUGUAGCUUUACACGGAAGGGGCAUUUCGAGGCGAAUAAUUUGUGCUGAAAUUUUAAGACUCACUUGUACUCAAAUAAAUCAGGAGUCGGCAACUCUCAUGUUUGGGCUGGGAUAGAGAGAUUGAUUCACCGUUUUGCUGCCACGAGCUCUUGAAAGUUUAAUGCAUUGAGCCAACUUGCUAAAGGCACAUUUAAUGAUUGUUUGCACAUCAGAUUGAAUAUGUUUCUUAGAUGUACUUGCAUGUCUGCUUCAUAACUGCUGGGGUUGUUUCAUAGAAAGCUUUCCAUUUCCACCCUGAAUGGCUUGGUUCUGUUUUCUACCCUCACAGAGAUAUGCUGUACAAACAAGCAAUUUUCUGCAUUGCUUCAAAUUAUUUUUGCCUCUGCAACGGGCACAAUGUAAAUAGCAUUACUAAGAAUUUACUCAAAUUAUUUAACGACAUUCGAGGCUCAGCUUUUUGUACCACGCACUUUAGUGGAAGGAAAAUGAAUCUGCCGAUUUUGCGUAGCGGAAAAGAAUUCAUUACACAUUUCAUUUCCCAUGUGGGGAGGCACCAUCAGUAUAGUACUACAUACGCCAGUGAGAGAGUCCGGGACUGCGCAGUCUUAUUUAUCGGUAAUGUCCGUACACACCACAGUUUUUGUGGCAACCUGACCCAUCCCCACAGAAGAACCCCAGUUGCUGGAGUUUCAUUGGGACCUGCCUCUUUUCCUCUUUGACAAUGCCUCCAACACGGGAAGCAAAAUGCCUCACGAAUGUCUUCCGUUACAUGAAGUCCACACGUAUACAUAUUUUUCUCGUGGUAUCUCUCGGCUUUAGGAGUGUUUUCGAGCUUCAGCAGAUGACAUAUUUAUGGUUUAAUCAAUCUUCACUUGUUUCUGGCCAGUCGUUUCGGUAUAUCGCGUCGGCACAUUGGACCGCAUAAAUGUUUUUCUUCGUUCCGCACACCGCAAUUUUCCAUAGGGAUGUACUCAGGUGGUGGUUGUGUCUUGCCCGUCUUCCAAGAUGGAACACGCUUAGGCAUCUUUCGAUAUGCUGAGAGAGGCCUUUGUCCAUACAUUGUUCCUGACUGCUCUUUGGGACGUGCAUGACUAGUUGUCCUUAUGGAGAAUUUUCAAACGACUGCGCUUAUUCCAGAUGCGACACCCUGUGCACGAAGUCAAAGACACUGAAGGUUACUACGUAUCUGAUUGAGCCUAGGCGAACAAAUGAUCGAAUAUCUAGCAUUGCGAUCAGUGCAACUUCAACCCGAAAACUACCUUUGCCGUUUGUCACAAAGUUGUGAAGCUGCCUUGCUCGGUAUGGUUUUUUUUCUGACUUUCUCCCUUUUUUGUGCUCACAUGACUUGCUGUUUGUAUGGUUGGUUCCUUGGCUUCCUCUCGACAACAUGGAGAAAAUAAAGGUUUGAUUGAAAGAUUCAA